UUUUACAGUGUAGAAAUCCAAAUGCACGCCACACAAUUUCAGAAACAGUACCUUAACAAGCACUUCUAAAUAUCCCUUAAUAUAAAAACUCAAAGCAGCUUGAGUUAAUUGAAGUCUUGGAUAUGACACUGCCGCCAACAAUAACACACAACCAAUCAUCACAAUUAAUCACAGAUGCAGUGUAAUUCAUAUCAUUGACCUUAAAGUGCUAUGAGAAUGUUGUUCCUCACUCAUGUCAUUGCACACUUCUGUGUAAUGCCUGUCAUGAGGCACUGCUGCUAUCUAUAGGAAGUGCUAUCUUAGUAACAAAACUGAAUCCCAACACACACCAUGUGCCAGCUGGAGGGGGACAGUUUUGUUAACUGACACGCGAGGGACAUUUGAGUGUAAAUGCCAGGCUAAGGUAGAGUUUUGGUAGAUAGACAAUUGCUUAAUGCACAAGCAAAGGCUAAAUGUCUAACAAUUGGUUUUCAACAACAGUGAGUAUUUGUAGCCUAAUAUCACAAGACCAGUUCAAUCAAGUAUAGGCUGCUAGACAUGGAUAUUGUCAAGGUAAGAGUUGGAGAUUGUGUCUUUGAAACAAACAAGUCUCUACUGUUAAGAGAAUGCGAAUACUUCAGGGCACUUUACAGAUCGGGGAUGGUUGAGUGCCAUCAAGAAGAGAUUCACGUGAGGAAUCUCAAAGCUCAAGGGUUUGUAAUCAUGUUGGCCGUGGCUAGUGGUGACAGACCCAUUCUGAAUGAUGACGAGAUUUUGGAAGCCAUUGAAUGUGCUGCUUUCUUCCAGGCCGAACCUCUUGCCAGGCAUCUUCAAGAUCUGCUCAACUCCAACAACUGCCUGCUCAUGUACCAAGCUUCGGCCACCUACGGCUUAUGGGGACUCCAUGAGAUGGCGGCACAGUUCAUCCGCAAUAUGUACUGUGACCUGCAAGAGAAUUUGAAGAACCUUCCUCAGGAGCUGACUGAAUAUGUAGAGUCUCUGGUUCCUAGUGUGUUCGUGGCUGUAGGUUCACAUUCUACUUGCACUGCAGAUGAGCUUCCUCUUGCUGCCACAAGGACAGUAUGUUACCUUAAUGAGAAUGAUGAAGACUGGAAGGUCCUCACUGCCUUGCCCAUGGAGGCCAGCACCUCUCUGGCUGGUUUGACUGUUUUGGACAAUCGACUCUACAUUGUUGGAGGUGUGCAUGGUGUUGACAAGAGGGCUGUUGAUGCUAGCUUUUGCUAUGAUGUUGUCACCGACACUUGGACUCUGCUGCCAGGUCCCAGACAGCCACGGUACAACUUCACCCUAAUUGGUAUAGAAGGUUGCCUCUACGCCAUCGGAGGAGAGUCUGAGAGAACCAUCAUGUCCUCUGUUGAGAUAUAUAAUGUCACCACAAAGGAUUGGACCUUCGCAGCAUCUUUACCUCGACCGGUUGCGGGGGUCGCAUGUACCAAAGCCAUGAGUCGAAUUUUUGUGUGUCUGUGGAAGCCAAUGGAGACUAAUGAAAUCUACGAAUACAUCCCAAAAAAGAAUGUGUGGGUUCUGGUGAGUACACUUCUGAAGCACCAGAGCUAUGGACACUGCAUGGUGGCCCACAGGGACAACCUCUACCUCAUACGCAACGGCCCCCAAGAUGACUUCCUGCGCUGUUUGAUGGACUGUUACAACAUCACCACAGGCCAGUGGACAUCGAUGCCUGGGCACUAUGGCAACAGCAAAGGGGCCUUGUUUACAGCUGUAGUGAGAGGGGACUCGGUGUUCACGCUGAACCGCACCAUGACUCUGGAGUACACUGUUGCAGGGAACAUGUGGAAACCUUGUAAACAGAUGAAGGGUUUUCCUAGGAAUGGAUCUGUGUGGACAUUUCUACUCAGGAUUCCAAAGGAGAGGAAAGAAGUGAAAGUGUAUUAAAUGGACUGAACCUCAGAAUUUGGUGGCUAAAAAAAAUAUAUAUACAUAUAUAUUUGUAACAAGGUUUAAGUUCAGGAAGGAGGAGGUGGGAACAGGCGAAUGUUCCAAGGUAACUUUAAUCAUAAAAUAAACAAAAAACAAAACGAAAGUAAUGCGGCAGCCCCUCAUGGAUGACUGCCACGCAAACAUAAAAAACACAACGUAAGGUCCUUCACUCCUCCUUUAUUAGCAAUCGUGCCACUAGCCUUGCUCCGUUCCCACAGCUCUUGGACCCGCCCUGCUUGCCACAAUAUUGUUUUGAGCCUAUUCACACCAAACAUUAAUUUUCGAAUUCAUAUUUGAAUCAAAACAAUUCAUCCCUAUGCCCUUCAGAGCGAGAGCAAAAAGUCACAUUGCUUUGGAACAAUGAUUUUUUUUAUAUAUAGUUGUGUGAAUAUUUUUUUAAUAUUCACACAACAAAAAUGUGACAAUAAGCUUUUGGCUAUUAACUAUAAGCUUUUGGGCUAUUUAUCCAAAUAGAUUUCGAUUUCAAUAUACUUUCCAUAUUCCAUUCCAGGAAGCUAUGUUUUUUGCAUUGAAGCAGGUAAAUUGUACUGUCAUUGAAGCAUGUUAAAAUGACAGUUUGCACAAAAAUUCUGUCAUCAUUUACUCACCUUCGUGUCAACUUGUCUGACUUUUCCUUUUCUGCAGAGCACAGCAGAAGAUAACUGAAAAAAUAUCUGGUUAAAUUAAUUCAAUACAAUGGCUUGUGGUAAGGUUCUCUUGGAAAAUCGUGUCUCAUGGUAAAUUUCUCUUGAAAAAUAAGCUGCUAGAUGUGUGGAAACUUCUGCUAACACUCUUGGGAGCUUUGUAAAGUGUUAAAAUGAGUCACAGUAUACUUUCAUUCUAUUGAAUUCACCCAACCUGAUAUUCAGUAAAUUAUUUGCUUUUAUGUUUUACAGAAGAAAAACAUAAGUCAUAAGUAGGGUUGGGAAUCGAAAAACAAUUUCAAUUCUGGAAUUGGAUACUUAAGGUCAGGAAUGGGAUACUUAUUAGAAAAAUUCGAUUCCUCUUAUUGUUUCCUUUGUGUGCAUUUGAAUGUGAUCUUAAACCAUUCAAGCACAAGACUACUUGCGCGCUGUUUUGUGCUGUGUCACAUCCAAAGCACGCGCACAGAAAGCCACCUCUCAUAUAGUGCAUAAAUACUGAAUUGAGUUCUCUUUCGUGUCUUCUUGCGCUCGAAUGGACAAAUACACACAAAAUUUUCA
Messenger RNA from Megalobrama amblycephala (Wuchang bream), 3140 nucleotides. RefSeq names its product kelch repeat and BTB domain containing 13b (gene kbtbd13b). Lineage: Eukaryota; Metazoa; Chordata; Actinopteri; Cypriniformes; Xenocyprididae. The transcript has a single exon. Gene Ontology annotation, molecular function: protein binding. The record is from RefSeq and is a predicted model, not a curated record. The coding region runs from base 538 to 1893 and encodes 451 amino acids.